CAGGCGUACUCUGUACAUAUCUGUUCUUUUCUUGCAUUUGUACAGCAUACAAUCUCUAGCCAUAUACAAUUUUUCUUGGACUACAGAGUACACAUAGAGAAGUACUCCGCACACACGAGCAAACAAUCCCGCCGGUCCCGCCGACCCAUCUCCGUCUCGUCUCCGUUCCCCGGCUUCCGACUGUACGCUGUUACACCCCUCCCUCCGUCCCGCUUUCCUCUCCUCCGUUGACAUUUCCUCUGAACGUCCGUCCAUAUUCGAAUCUCGCGAGUUGCAUACGCUACUGCGAUAUACGAGUUCACUGUUCUCGUGAUAUACGCCAUUAACGAAGUGAAUCCUUCUGCCUAGAUACUGCGCGAUGAGAGAAGGCGGAUUGGGAAGGUUGCAGAAGAAGAUGAGGGGGAGAUUUGGGGAUAUGUUGAGUCCGGAUGAUGCGUAUUUAAGCUAUCACGAUAUUCGAUUGACACGAGAAGACAUGCAAACGCUCAAGAAUGACUGGCUCACAGAUAAUGUUAUAUCCUUCUGGGAGGAAUACCUUGAACGCGAAUUCCUCGUCCAAUACAACACCUCCAACAUCGUCCUCCUUCGCCCCAGCAUGUCCUUCAUGAUCCUCCAGACUCCGAACCCGCUCUCGUUACGUGAAGCACUCCCCGAUUUCACUCACACAACGCACGUCUUCCUCCCCAUAAACGACUGCCGCAACGUUACCGAAGCCGAAGGUGGGACGCACUGGUCUCUACUCUUGAUUUCGAUCGUGGAUGGCGUCGCAUUCCACUACGACUCGCUCCCACCGGGGAAUCACUGGGAAGCGAACACGGCGACGAGAAAGUUUAGUAUUCUCCUCAACCGGCCGUUUCAGUUUGUGGCUCUGCGCGACUCGCCGCUACAAGAGAAUGGGAGUGACUGCGGGGUGUUUGUGUGUUUGAAUAUGCGACAUUUGUUGCUGAAGCGGUUAUUGUCGGCCAAUGCUAGUGAGAAGGUUAGCAUGAGUUUGGGUGGGAAGAAGGUUGAUGCAAGGGCUGGGAGGAAGGAAAUUGCGAAGAUAAUUGAGGGGUUCAGGAAGGAAGGGGAGAGGAGGCGGUCGUCAAGUCUCAGCCCCCUAGGAAAGAAAUCGCAAAGUCCGCCACGGAUCGAAUGAUGGUACACAAUUCCUUUUUAUACGGCGUACACGGAUGGGAAUAUGGAAUAUAACAGAAAAAGCAUCACUGGCCCGGUUGUCUUUUUGUCUGUUUCUGUUGCAUUGGAUAAUUAUUACACGAUUGAAUGAGAAUGCGAAAGCUAUGUUUGCGUUUAAUGAGGGAGGGAUGGUUAUGCUUGCAUUGUUGCAUUGUACUGGAGGUUAUCUAUAUUUUAUUGAUAGGUGUGUUUUGACUCUUCUGGAUGUGCGUCGUAUGAUUAUAUUAAGAUCUCCACCCUGCCCGAACUCUAUCCCCCUGGCAGAGGAUCAAUUGAGUUCUUGUCCCCAGGGU
This is a messenger RNA of Aspergillus ruber CBS 135680, 1469 nucleotides long. Its product is annotated as Ulp1 protease family protein. Bases 359 to 1138 code for a protein of 259 amino acids. Lineage: Eukaryota; Fungi; Ascomycota; Eurotiomycetes; Eurotiales; Aspergillaceae. Gene Ontology annotation, biological process: proteolysis. The record is from RefSeq and is a predicted model, not a curated record. The transcript is spliced from 7 exons. Gene Ontology annotation, molecular function: cysteine-type peptidase activity; deNEDDylase activity.